AUGUCGACUGACUCUACCACAAUCACUGCCAUUACCAACGUGCGGAUCUUCGAUGGCAAGACGAUUCAAGAUCCCAGCAUACUCAUCAUCAAUGGCGAUGUAAUCGGACGCCCUGACACAACCCCCGAUGAAACCAUCGAUGCUGGGGGGCUGAUACUCCUCCCUGGCUUGAUCGAUGCCCACGUUCAUCUCACCAGCCGCGACGACCUCGCAAAAAUGGCCAAAUAUGGCGUCACGACUGCGUUUGACAUGGCCACCUGGCCAGCCGAACUACUCAACUCCCUCCGCAACCAAAAGGGGGUUACCGAUAUUCGCGGCUGUGGCCUCGCUGCUACAGCCCCAGGCAGCACACACAGCCGCAUACCAACCAUGCCCCAAGACGCACUUGUAUCGACUCUUGUCGAAGCAGAAGAAUUUGUCGAGAGGCAAAUCGCGGAGGGUGCAGACUACAUCAAGAUCGUCGCGGACGUGCCCGGGCCCACUCAAGAGUGCCUCGACGCAUUGGUUAUAGCGGCCCAUUGUCGCAAUAGGCUUGCUAUUGCCCAUGCCGUGAGUCUGGAAGCGACUCGCAUGGCGCAGGCUGCGAAUGUCGAUGUCAUAACCCAUGCUCCGCUGGACGGGCUGAUGAGUGAUGCAGAGGUGCAGAAAAUGGUCCAGGAAGGCCGGCUCUCGAUCCCGACUUUGACCAUGAUGAAGGGCGUUUCACGUAUACGAGGGAAAUAUGAGUAUGCCCAUGAUACCGUUGCUGCUUUGUACCGUGCCGGUGUGCCAAUUCUGGCUGGCACGGAUGCGAACAGCGCCCCAGGCGUCCCAGCGAAUGUGGCUCAUGGUGUUGCUUUACAUGAGGAGUUGGAGCUUCUUGUUAAUUGUGGACUGUCAAAUUCUGAUGCCCUCCGCGCAGCCACGGAGCUACCGGCUAGUUACUUCAGACUCCAUGACCGGGGAGUGAUUGAAGUUGGCCGCAGAGCAGAUCUUGUCUUGGUCAGGGGCAAUCCAUUAGAGAAUAUCCAAGCAACUCGGGAGAUAGAAAGGAUCUGGAUUGCUGGGAAGGAUUUGGAUAUUGGGAAAUAA
Aspergillus puulaauensis is the source of this 1071-nucleotide messenger RNA. Its product is annotated as amidohydrolase family protein. The record is from RefSeq and is a predicted model, not a curated record. Gene Ontology annotation, molecular function: hydrolase activity, acting on carbon-nitrogen (but not peptide) bonds. Lineage: Eukaryota; Fungi; Ascomycota; Eurotiomycetes; Eurotiales; Aspergillaceae. The transcript has a single exon. Bases 1 to 1071 code for a protein of 356 amino acids.